Fulvia fulva is the source of this 2781-nucleotide messenger RNA. Its product is annotated as Phosphatidylinositol 3-kinase catalytic subunit type 3. Gene Ontology annotation, cellular component: peroxisome; endosome; membrane. Lineage: Eukaryota; Fungi; Ascomycota; Dothideomycetes; Mycosphaerellales; Mycosphaerellaceae. The record is from RefSeq and is a predicted model, not a curated record. The coding region runs from base 1 to 2781 and encodes 926 amino acids. The transcript is spliced from 2 exons. Gene Ontology annotation, molecular function: 1-phosphatidylinositol-3-kinase activity. Gene Ontology annotation, biological process: endocytosis; phosphatidylinositol-3-phosphate biosynthetic process; phosphatidylinositol-mediated signaling.
AUGGAGCCUUUCACCUUCGCAAGCUCAUCGGAGCUGAAGAUCGCCGUGGGUGUAAAGGUGAACCGUCUUGAAGGCUACGAGAAACCGUUGCCAUACUCUACUCUUCUGAAACGCCCUGAUCUUCGACAUCGCGGCAGUAACCUCAGUCCCAACUCGGAGCUCUACAUCACAGUCCAGCCUUAUGCCGAUUCUAAGCCGUUGACAGUCCACACCCAGACACCUUACAAGCACUUCCGGAUUGGUAGAAUAUGGAACCAGUGGCUGCAGCUGCCAGUGAACUACAGUAGUCUGCCUGCCAACACGCAGCUCGCUAUCACGCUAUGGGACUUGUCGCCUAUCAACCCCAAGGGUGGAGACAAGGCUCACCACAUCCCAUACGGUGGUACUACAAUCUCGCUGUUCGAUGAAGAUGCCACGUUACGGACAGGUAGGCAGAAGUGCAAGAUCUGGAGACACAAGGCCGCAGAUGGCUUCUCUAACACGACCACACCAUGGCAGGAGCCGAGGAAGAGGGGUCGACGAGAGCAACCAGAAGAACCAGUCGUGGUCAACGAGAAGCAGAGUCGGAGGGAUGCCGAGCUCGAGCGCUUGGUUGGGUUAAUGAAGAAACACGAGAUGGGCGAGAUACCAGAGAACCGCUGGCUGGACCAGAUGGUCUUUCGUCAGGUCGAGAAGAUGGAGAGGCAGCAGAUCAAGGAAACUACAAAGCCAGCGCACUCGGUCAAGCAUCCUCAUGACGUGUCCAAUGGACAGGAGGCAGAAUCGCUAUGUGCUGAGGGCGAUCCGGAUCAUGUCGACGGAACGUUCUUCCUGUACAUUGAAUUUCCACGCUUCGACCAUCCUAUCGUGUUCACCGACCGUGAAUAUCCGCCUCCACCAGUAUCAUCUGUCAAGAUCGCUCAAGAGCAAGUUCAGACUGGUGUCAACUUCAAGCCGCCUCCUGAAGUCCAUCUAGGUCCUGGCAUCCAGUCUGAUGGUGGGAGCGACACUGAUGCUGGGCUGCCACUAAUCAGUAUCUACGACCCGGAGAUCGGCUAUGUCGAUAAUCCGGCAGAGACUAAGCACCGGCGUCUCAUACGUGGUCAAAGAAAUGCUCUGGACAGAGACCUUAAACCGAAUCCAAAGAUGCGUGACUUCCUCAAUCAAGUCAUGGCGUAUGGUCCUACUGUUGAGCUCAGCGAUAAGGAGAAGGAUGAAGUGUGGCGCUUCAGACAUCACUUGACUCGGGACAAACGGGCACUCACAAAGCUCGUCAAGUCUGUCAACUGGAACGAGCAGAACGAGAGCCGACAAGCCAUCGCUUUGCUGCCGAAGUGGGCUGAGAUUGACAUUGACGAUGCACUGGAGCUGCUUGGCAAGGGUGUGCGCAAUCCUGCCGUCCGGGCAUAUGCCGUUGAUCGACUUCGCAAAGCAGAUGACGAAGAGCUGCUGCUGUACUUGCUGCAGCUGGUGCAAGCACUCAAAUUUCAGCCCAAACUAUCGAAGGAAGAGGACGAGACUGACUCGUCGUUGGCUUCGUUCCUGAUCGCUCGUUCAGCAGCAAAUCUCAAGCUGGGCAACUUCUUGUAUUGGUAUCUUAUGGUUGAGCUGGAUCUGGACGACGCGAUACCUACUCAGAGUACGGCGAAUAAGAAACUCUUUGCUCGAGUAAGCUACGACUUCAUGAAGCUGCUUGAGACUACUUCAGAGGGUCAAGCGCGCAGGAAAAUCUUGCUGCGACAGAGCGAAUUCGUCACCAUUCUUAGCAAAAUUAGCAAGGACAUCCAAUCUGGUAAAGGAGAUCGGCCCAAGAAGAUUGAGCAGCUGAAGAAAGUACUUGCCGAUCCGAAGAAUGACCUACUACGCUUCAACCCUCCCUUACCACUACCUCUUGAUCCCGAGAUCAAGCUCACUGGAGUGAUACCGGACGACUGCAACGUCUUCAAAUCGUCUCUGCUGCCGCUGCUAUUGAAUUUCAAAACGGAGACGGGCAAGACAUAUCCACUGAUCUUCAAGUCCGGUGACGAUUUGCGCCAAGAUCAGCUCGUUAUACAGAUCAUCGCACUCAUGGAUCGACUGCUCUUGAAAGAGAAUCUCGACCUCAAACUCACGCCAUAUCGCAUCCUCGCUACCUCGAUGAUCGCUGGUGCUGUACAAUUUAUUCCGUCCACUCCAGUUUCCAGCAUUCUGCAAAGCACCAAAUACAAGGCAUCCAUCCUUGGCUAUCUGCGAGACCAUAACCCUGCCACGCCAGGAUCGCAGUCGAUUCUUGGUGUCCGCAAGGAAGCAAUGGACAACUAUGUCAAGUCUGUGGCUGGAUAUUGUGUCAUCACCUACCUCUUGGGUGUGGGCGAUCGCCAUCUGGAUAAUUUGCUCAUCACGGAAGAUGGCCACUUCCUCCACAUCGACUUCGGCUACAUCCUCGGUCGCGACCCAAAACCGAUGGCGCCGCUUAUGAAGCUCUCUCGAGAAAUGGUCGAAGGCAUGGGUGGUGGGUCGAACAGCAACGAUUCGCAAUUCGACACGUUCCGGCAGUACUGCUUCACAGCGUAUACCACUUUAAGAAGAAGUAGCUCCCUGAUUCUGAAUUUGUUCAGUCUGAUGCAGGAUGCUGGCAUUCCAGGUAUUGCGGUCUUUGGGGGUGAGCAAGCUGUGAGGAAAGUCGAAGAGAGGUUCAAGCUGGAUGUAGGUGAGGAAGAGGCUGUGCGGUUCUUUGCGCAGAUGAUUGAGAAGGAGAUGGGGGCUUGGGGUCCUGUGCUGAUUGACAAGUUGCAUGGCUUCACUCAGGGGUGGAAGUCGUGA